UUACGUGCACUGUUUGGCUAUUUGCUUUUGAGUACGCUUGCAAAAUGUGCUAUGUCUUGGUCACGAUUAUACUGUCAUAAGACUUCGUCUUAUGUAACAUAUCUGUCUGUGAAAUAACAAUUUUGUGCUGUGAUAACGCUUGUUUAUAUCAUCCCGAGGAACCCCUACAGCUCCACUAAGACAAAACAGCCAGGAUGUUACGACGCUGCUCCAAACACCUGCAGACCAUAUACCGGAGACAAGGCCAGGGUCUCCGGUUCCGGUCCACCGAAACCCCCAAACUGUGCACCCUGCCCCGAGUGUCCGUCAAACUAAACCAGGCCAAGACCCUCGCUGCCCACAACCAAACUGCCUCAAUCCACUUCACCAGCCCACUCUUCGAGGAGCAAGAUGUCACCACCCCAGCUUUCCCUGACUCCGUCUCUGAAGGAGACGUCAAGCUUGACAAGAAAGUGGGAGACGCAGUUGCAGCCGAUGAAGUCGUCCUAGAGAUUGAGACUGACAAGACGGCCAUCCCGGUGAUGUCCCCAAGCCACGGUAUCAUCAAGGAGCUCUACGUGAAGGAUGGAGACACGGUCAAGGCUGGUCAGAAGCUGUUCAGACUGGAGAUCACUAGCGAGGCUCCGAAGAAGGCUGCCGCUGCUCCUGCAGCUGAGGCGCCUAAGGCAGCCGCUGCGCCGCCGCCGCCGCCCCCGCCCCAGGCCGCUGCUGCCCCCGCCGCCGCCGCGCCGCCUCCUCCCCCUCCCGCGGCCCGCCCCCCUCCCUCCGCCGCGCCCAUCUCCUCCAUCCCCGUGGCCGCCAUCCGCCACGCGCAGGCCAUCGAGACCGCCACCGUGAAGGUCCCUCCCGCGGACUACAGCAAGGAGAUCGCCGGCACGCGCUCCGAGCAGCGCGUCAAGAUGAACCGCAUGCGCCUGCGCAUCGCCCAGCGGCUCAAGGACGCGCAGAACACCAACGCCAUGCUGACCACCUUCAACGAGAUCGACAUGUCGCACAUCAUGGCCUUCCGUAAGAAGUACCUCGACACUUUCACGAAGAAACACGGCAUCAAACUUGGCCUAAUGUCUCCCUUCGUUAAGGCCGCCGCCAACGCUUUGCUCGACCAGCCUGUGGUCAACGCUGUCAUUGAAGAAAACGAAAUAAUUUACCGUGACUACGUUGACAUCUCUGUAGCCGUCGCCACACCGAAAGGCCUUGUCGUCCCGGUGUUGCGCAACGUGCAACACAUGACGUACGCUGACAUCGAGCUGACAGUCGCCGGCCUAGCCGACAAAGCUAAACAAGGGAAGCUAACCAUCGAAGAAAUGGACGGAGGAACCUUCACUAUCAGCAACGGAGGGGUUUUCGGGUCUCUCAUGGGAACCCCAAUCAUCAACCCACCGCAAUCAGCCAUCCUCGGCAUGCAUGGUAUCUUCGAGCGGCCGGUGGCUCAGAACGGCCAAGUGGUGAUACGCCCCAUGAUGUAUGUAGCGCUGACCUACGACCAUAGACUAAUCGACGGUCGCGAAGCCGUCAUGUUCCUCAGAAAGAUCAAGGAGGGAGUCGAAGAGCCCGCUUCGAUCGUCGCUGGAUUGUAAAGAGCUGAUAAUUGUCGCGAGUACGUAAGAUUACGUAUGUAAGUUACCACAUAGUAAAUCGACGCCGAAUUGUGAACGGGCCUUUAAGGUGAUAUACUAUCGGAUGUGUCCGCUAACAUAAUAAUAUUAAUACAGUUUUAAAAAAUACAUAGAUUUUCGAUGUCCGAUAGUAUGUCGUCUAAAAAAGGGCCAAGUUUUGAAAUUAUUUAUUGAUCGACCUCGAGUAGUGUGUCUAGGUGCGGCGGAAGACGCUAAAAUUGUAUUUAUUUGUAAAUGUACGAUCGGUCGUAUUGUGUGUUGUAUUAUUUUUAUUGUUUUUAAGUAAAACUUAAAUAUUUAAUAAAAUAAUCCGUACAUUUCCUCUAAGACGAGCUUA
Messenger RNA from Plutella xylostella (diamondback moth), 1953 nucleotides. RefSeq names its product dihydrolipoyllysine-residue succinyltransferase component of 2-oxoglutarate dehydrogenase complex, mitochondrial. The record is from RefSeq and is a predicted model, not a curated record. Lineage: Eukaryota; Metazoa; Arthropoda; Insecta; Lepidoptera; Plutellidae. Gene Ontology annotation, cellular component: mitochondrion; oxoglutarate dehydrogenase complex. Gene Ontology annotation, biological process: tricarboxylic acid cycle. Gene Ontology annotation, molecular function: dihydrolipoyllysine-residue succinyltransferase activity.